Molecule: messenger RNA, 1985 nt
Organism: Brassica napus (rape)
Lineage: Eukaryota; Viridiplantae; Streptophyta; Magnoliopsida; Brassicales; Brassicaceae
Product: transcription factor MYB52
Exons: 3
Coding region: 1107-1835 (242 amino acids)
Biological process (GO): regulation of DNA-templated transcription
Cellular component (GO): nucleus
Molecular function (GO): DNA-binding transcription factor activity, RNA polymerase II-specific; RNA polymerase II cis-regulatory region sequence-specific DNA binding
Source: RefSeq, a predicted model, not a curated record
UAUUUUAUUUUGCUACAAUGACAUAAAACAAACAACAACAAAAUAUUUCUGCGUUUAACUGUAUUUUCAAAAUGAAAGUAUUUUCAAUAUACAAUUCAAUCUGCACCGUAAAUAUAUAUCUGUUGUGCCAUGUGUUUGUACGUAGGACUUCCCAUUUUGAAUCAUGUUCUAGAAGUUAUCAAUAUAUUUCAAGCUACUGGCUAUAAUUUUUUUUUGCUAUAAAAUAUUACAUACAUAUAUACGGUUAUGUAAUUAAUAUAUAUGUGUGUGUGUAGCUUGCAGAAGAGUAUGCAAACGUAGAUGAAGUAUUGGUGGCUGAAGUAGAGGGCUUAGGUUAGAAAAACAAAUAUUUGUAAGAAAAAAAAAAUAUUUGUAAGAGUAGACGUUGAACGUUUAACGAAAAUCACGCCACCAAGCAAUCUCUCCUCUCUUUGUGUAAUUUCUUUUAUUCUUUAUUAUUUUCAACUUCAAAUAUUCCACAACAGAAAUCGAUAAUGGAAAAUGUUAUAAGAGAACCAGUGGUGGUAGUCCAAUGGCGCUUGAGGGAAUAAACCCAAUACGGCAAACCCUGGUUCGAAUCCCGCUGACCACAUGGAUAUGAGCUAUUGCUUUCGGCUCAUUUGAAUGCCCAAGAGAGGGUCUAUCCGUGGGCUGUACCUCCACCCGGGGGUUAGGUCUGUGUCUUUAAUAAACCCGAGUUUAACCAUUUUAAGUUACAAAAAUAAAUGUUAUAAGAAAUAAAAAUAAAAAAAAUAUAUGGGAUUUUUGUAAAAAUGUAGAUUACUUAAAAGGAGUGUCUUUGGUUAGGGAAGACGUUGGCAUCAAUCGCCGGUGAAAAUGUCCCUCCAAACUCUCCAUCAGACCAUCACUCUCUAACGAAUCUUAUAAUAUUAAUUUAUUUCAUUUCUCCAUUAUAAAUAUAUACAUUUAUAUGUAUGGUGCUGUUGGUCUUCAGCUUUCUUCUUGUUCGUACAUACCCAUCUUCCCUCACCUACAUCAAACCUAGGGUUUCUUAUAUAUAUCAGCAUACAUAAUAGACAUCUAUAUAUAUGUAUUUGUGAUUAACCAUAAGAUCAGAGAGACAGGAAAAGGAGAAGAAAUAAAGAAUGAUGUGCAGCCGAGGCCAUUGGAGACCUGCAGAAGAUGAGAAGCUAAAAGAACUUGUCCAACAAUUUGGUCCUCAUAAUUGGAACGCCAUAGCUCAAAAGCUCACUGGUCGAUCUGGUAAGAGUUGUAGAUUGAGAUGGUUUAAUCAACUGGAUCCUAGAAUUAACCGAAACCCUUUUACGGAGGAAGAAGAAGAGAGGCUUUUAGCGUCUCAUCGGAUCCAUGGGAACAGAUGGUCUGUGAUCGCAAGGUUUUUCCCCGGUCGAACUGAUAACGCUGUUAAAAACCAUUGGCACGUUAUUAUGGCUCGUCGUGGUCGAGAACGGUCCAAGAUGCGUCCACGUAGCCUUGGCCAUGAUGGCACGGCGGCUGGGCCUGGGAUGAUGGGAUAUAAGGACUGUGACAAGAAGAGAAAAUUGGCAACCACAACAGCUAUCAAUUAUCCUUAUAGUUUCUCUCAUAUCAAUCAUUUUCAAAUCCUCAAAGAGUUCUUGACGGGAAAGAUCGGGUUUUGCAAUAAUACCACUCCAAUCAAUGACGGAGCAAUAGACCAGACUAAAAGACCAAUGGAGUUCUACAAUUUUCUCCAGGUUAAGACGGAUUCGAAGAAACCUGAAGUGAUAGACCAUUCAAGAAAAGACGAAGAAGAAGAAGAUGUUGAAAAUUGUGUUCCAUUUUUCGACUUUUUAUCUGUUGGAAACUCUGCCUCUCAUCAGGGUUUAUGUUAAUUAGUUCGUACCACAUGUACUAUAUUCAAGGUGGAUCAUAUGUUAAUGACAUGUAGAACUUACUAAUCAGUUAGAGCUCUUGUUUGAGCCAAAUGUGAAGAUUAGACAUCCCAACCUUCUUCUUAUAUAUCAAACCAAAAGAUUGUAUUU